UACAGUCCCAAUAUUUUCAUUUUUCCCAUUUUACCCCUCGCCGGAAAAUCACAAACCUCAACAUUUCUCCGAUCUAACCCUCCGAUGACGGCAAUACUCAGCCUAUCCACCGUUCCCGCUGUCAACUUCUCCUUCUCUAGCAACAACCGAGCUUCCAACGAAAGAUUCCACCGCCGUAGUCCGAUCCGCGCCGUCGCUUCUCCGGUGCCGGCCACAUCGGCUAGCCUCUACGAGGUUUUGAGAAUCGAGCAGGAUGCGUCGCUGACGGAGAUCAAGUCUGCCUUCAGGAGCCUGGCGAAGCUCUACCACCCCGACGUUGCGAGCGUGAGGCGGUUGCCGGAUUCUGACGGCGACUUCAUCGUGAUACGGAACGCGUACGAGACGCUAUCGGAUUCUUCAGCGAGAGCUAUGUACGAUCUGUCUCUGGCCUCCCGGCAGCGGAGGUUUCCGGAGCCAUUGAGCGUGAAACGGAAUUCCGAUCAUUACUCGACGCGAAGAUGGGAAACGGACCAAUGCUGGUAGAUAGAGUUAAAAAAAUAAAAAGGAAAAAAAAAAGAGAUUAGGUAAGGUGAAAAAGUUGGCUUUACUUCUGCUAUGAACGAAAGACAAGUAGUGGAUUUCUUAAGGACAAAGAGAAGGUGUUCGUUGCUUUGAGAGAGUGAAGGUGGUGGUAAUGGUAAUGGAUAUGUAACUACGAUGUAAAAAAAAAAAGAAAAAAUGAAAUAUAAAUAUGAGCAAUAAUAG
Messenger RNA from Arachis duranensis, 744 nucleotides. Its product is annotated as chaperone protein dnaJ 11, chloroplastic. Lineage: Eukaryota; Viridiplantae; Streptophyta; Magnoliopsida; Fabales; Fabaceae. The record is from RefSeq and is a predicted model, not a curated record. The coding region runs from base 85 to 522 and encodes 145 amino acids. The transcript has a single exon.